GGUGAAAGAGCAAGGAAGAUGAUGUCAUGCAAUUGUUGUGGGAAUAAGUAUCACCUAAGCUGCCUGAGAACUUGGGGUCAACAUAGAGAUCUCUUCCAUUGGAGUUCAUGGACAUGUCCCUCUUGCCGGGUUUGUGAGAGUUAUGGUGGAAGGCGUCGAAGUGCUCACAAGCUGGUGAAGGCACCACAGUUUUGAAAAGAAGUUAUUUAAUGGCUGUCAAACAACUGGAGAUCCAAACAAGUUCAUGUUUUGCAAAAGGUGUGAUGCAGCUUAUCACUGUUACUGUAUGCAGCCUCCACUCAAGAAAGUUAGCAGUGGGCCUUAUUUGUGCCCCAAACACACAAAGUGUCACAGCUGUUGUUCUAAUGUUCCAGGAAAUGGACUGAGGGCGAGCUGGUAUUUAGGAUACACUUGUUGUGAUGCUUGUGGAAGAUUAUUCGUGAAGGGAAACUACUGUCAAGUUUGUUUGAAGGUUUAUAGAGAUUCUGAUACAACACCUAUGGUUUGCUGUGACAUUUGCGAGCGCUGGGUGCACACCCAAUGUGAUGAUAUCAGUGAUGAAAAAUAUUUGCAGUUUCAAGUGGAUGAUUUGCCGUAUUCGUGUCCAACAUGCCGCGGAUAUAGUUAUAAGUCGAUAAAUCUUAGCAAUGCUGUUCAGGAGCUUUGGAAGAGGAGAGAUGUAGCUGAUAGGGAUUUAAUUGCAAGUUUGAGGGCAGGAGCUGGGUUGCCUGUUGAUGAUGAAAUAUUUUCUAUUUCACCCUUUUCAGAGGAUGAAAAUAAUGCUCCUCUAGUGAAAAAUAAACAUAAACAAUCCUUAAAGUUAUCUCUUAAAGGUAUAGUUGACAAAUCUCCCCAAAUGAGCAAGGAAUAUGGAAAAGAUUCUUGUAAGGAGAAGGGGUUAGCUGGACAAAAUGAAGGACAUCCUGAUGCUCCAUCUGGUGGAUGUAGUACUGGUGAUGUCAAGAAUGAUGAAUUGCAGGCUUAUGGGGAAGUGAAUAGCUUUUCUUCUCCUGUUGGUAGCUUAACAGAAGGUAUAUGUUCAUUUAAUGAGGCAGGGGUCAUAAAGCACAAAUUUACUGAUGAGGUUACUGGAAACAUGGGUAAGAGGAAAGUCCAAAGGAAUAAUAGCAAGCCUCAGUAUUUGGAUGGGGAUGAUGUUGGGAUUCAAACAAGCAUGCCAAAGACCUCCAAGGGGCCAAAUGGUAAUGAGGAGCGGGUUCAGCUGAGAGAGAAUGAAAACUCAGAAAGGGAUGACACUGCAACUAAGCUUGGUGGUGGAACAGGUAGUGAGGAUCUAGUUCAGCUGAGUGAGAAUGAGAACACGGAAAGGAAUGACACUGCAGAUAAACUCGGUGGUGGAAAAGGACAUAAGAUGAAUCAUAUGGACCAAAUAAAGGGUCAAAAUCAUAGGGGUAAAGAAAGCAACUUAAUGAAGAUCAAGAAAGUUAGCCCAGAAGGUACUAAUUUGCCUGCCGAAGUUGGUGGAAAAUUUGCCGAUGGAUCUGGACCAUAUCCUCCGCUCAAGACUUUUGAUAUCUUAGGAAAAAGAAGCAAUGAUGGUAGUGUUAUUACAAGGGCUAGAGUUGAAGCUCAUGCUACAAGGGACAAUAAAUUGACUUCUGUAAAACAUGCCGAAGCUGAGCCCGCUUCUUUUGAUGACCUGAUUGACAAGAAAAAUAGCACACCUUCAGUAUCAAAUUCAGCCAGAAAGGAUCCAAAACCUCUCCUAAAGCUCAAGUUCAAGAAUCCUUGCCAUGAAAGUCCAAAUGCCUUGGCUUCUCCAGGAGAGGAGCAUAAAAGCGUGGUUAAGGGCCAGAGGUCUAAAAGAAAGAGAGCACCAGCCUUUGGAGAAAAAUCAUCAACCAGGGCUGAUGAAAAUUUAUCACAGCAGUAUGAAGACAAUACAAUGGAUGAGUUUUUGGAUGCUAACUGGAUACUGCAGAAGUUGGGAAAAGAUGCAAAAGGAAAGAGAGUGAAAAUUCAUCAUUCGUCUGAUAAUACCUGGCAUAUAGGGACAGUUGUAGAAGUUUUUGAAGGCUCACCUGUUGUGUCUGUUGCUUUUGAUGAUGGGAAGAAGGAGAACGUGGAACUUGGAAAGCAAGGAAUACGUUUUGUAUCUCUGAAAAGCAAAAACAUUGACUGCUAAAUUGGUUAUUAGCUGCAGCGUAUGUUACAACUCUGAAUGCCAAGAGCAUGAGCAGCUGCUGUUGAUUCCCAUGGUGGUUCUUCUUUGGUGGGCUCAAAGGAAGUACUGAUCGCUGCAGGUCAAAAUUUCAAGGUUACUGCACAUUGCAUCGUGUGUUUGCUGCAAGUUUGUUUUCAUUUUUACCAGACUUACAUAUAAGGAGUUGGUUGGUUCUGUUUUAUUGUUAUCUUUCAUUUCCUGGUGUACAAAUUCUCUUUUCUGGUCACAGGUCGAACACCCUUUUUGGUGGUACUUUGGAUUAAUCUUGCUGGAUUUGCAGUUUUAAUGUAAAAUAACUACUAGAGAUUUGAAGCUCCUACUGGUUGUAACUGAGGGCAGAUGACAUUAUCAUACUAUAAUAUACUAAUAUAGGAUAGCCAGUUGAGCUCCGUUUAAUAAGAAUUGCCUGAAAUGUUUCAGAUA
Solanum pennellii is the source of this 2608-nucleotide messenger RNA. RefSeq names its product histone-lysine N-methyltransferase 2D-like. The record is from RefSeq and is a predicted model, not a curated record. Gene Ontology annotation, molecular function: histone H3K4 methyltransferase activity. The coding region runs from base 245 to 2146 and encodes 633 amino acids. Gene Ontology annotation, cellular component: histone methyltransferase complex. Gene Ontology annotation, biological process: positive regulation of DNA-templated transcription. The transcript is spliced from 13 exons. Lineage: Eukaryota; Viridiplantae; Streptophyta; Magnoliopsida; Solanales; Solanaceae.